GGAAGUACGAAAAGCGCAUGUGCCGUGAUUUGUAAAUAAGGUGGUGACGAACUCAUCAAUAUUUUCAGAAUUUUAUGUCAUUCUAGACACGUAAAACUUCAAAAAUGGCUGACCAAGAGCAGAAGGCAAACCAGUUUGUAGAGGAGGCUGAGAAAAAGCUAAAAUCAUCUAAAGGAUUCUUUGGAUCAAUGUUUGGAGGGUCUAGCAAAGUCGAAGAGGCUGCAGAGUUGUUUGUGAGGGCUGCAAAUGCAUUCAAGAUGGCAAAAAAGUGGCCAGGAGCUGGCCAGUGUUUCUGUAGGGCAGCAGAAUUACAGUUACAACUUGGCAGUAAACAUGAAGCAGCCACUCACUAUGUUGAUGCUGGAAGUGCGUACAAAAAGGCAGAUCCUCAAGAGUCUGUAGACUGUCUUGGCAAGGCUAUUGAAAUAUACACAGAUAUGGGUAGAUUUACAAUAGCAGCAAAGCAUCAUGUAACUAUAGCAGAAAUUUACGAGUCUGAAAUGGCAGACAUGGAUAAAGCUAUAUCUAGUUACCAGCAAGCCGCUGAUUAUUACAAGGGAGAAGAAUCAAACAGUUCAGCUAACAAAUGCUCACUAAAGGUUGCCCAGUAUGCUGCACAGUUGGAGAGAUAUGAUCAGGCUAUACAAAUAUAUGAAGAGGUUGCAAUGUCAUGUAUGGACAAUUCAUUAUUGAAAUACAGUGCCAAAGAUCAUUUUUUCCGAGCUGCUGUUUGUCAUCUUUGUGUAGACACACUUAACGCAGAACAGGCUCUUAAAAAAUACGAGGAUCUUUUUCCACAAUUCUCUGAUUCUAGAGAAUGUAAAUUAUUAACGAAAUUAAGAGAAGCGUGUGAGGAAGAAGAUGCCGAUGCUUUUACUGAUGCAAUAAAAGAUUAUGAUACAAUAUCACGACUUGACCAGUGGACGACGACAAUGUUACUACGGGUAAAAAAGAGGAUAAAUCAAGAUGACCUGAAAUAAAACAUCAACUUUGCACUAAUUAUAGACUAGAAGAUUGUUGAUUUGUAAAUUUUGAAAUAAUUUAUAAUCAAUUUGUGUGUAUAAAAUAAUGUGACAAUGUGAUUCCAGAUAUACAUUGUAACUUUGUGUUUGGACCAUGUGAAGUGAAUUAUUAUAAAAAGUUGAUGAUUUUUGGGGCUGUUUUAUACCAAAUAAUGACUGUAUUUGAUUGAGUUCAAGAAUUUCAGAAUAUGUUCCGGUGUAGUUAAUUCAAAUAUACCAUGCUGUCCGCAAUUUGAAAAUAAGUUGUAUAGUAGGCUUGGCGUCAUAGUUGUAACUUUGUACUAACCAGUAACAUAUAUUUGAUUUCAUAUCUUUUCCACAAUAUAUGUUUCUCAUCGGAUAGAAUUUUUUAUGUGUGGAAUACCAUCCCUUGACCUUCUUGAUUCAUAUUUAACACCCAUAUUUCUUAUGCUAAUGAAUAUUAAAUUCUGAAAGUACUUUCCUUUUUGUGCAUUGAUUUAUGGAGAAUUUAAAAAUACAACCAUAUGUAACAAUGACCAUAUUACGUCUAGGCUGCAUGUUAGAAAUACAUGUAUUAUUAUUAUGUUCAUUGAAAUGAUAUUGACUGUUAUAAACUACAUACAUGUAUAAAAAUGAUUAUUAUAGAGAGACUGCAUUAGAUAUUCUGAAAUAUGAGUGUUACAAUUUUAUGGAUUACUUUUCUGUUAUAUUGUUGCAUGUGCCACAUUGUAAGAAUACAUUAUCUAAUCCUGUUGAAAUAGGCACAGUACCUAUACAUUUACUGUAUGCCUUGCUAUGGAUAGUAACAAAUUUAUGUUUAGGUUACACAAAUUACACUUGAAUUACUCAUUGUUAACUGGCACAUUUCAGACUUCAACAUCAUAUAACAAUGUAUACAAUAUUAAGCUCAAUAUAUGACUGUGAUGUACCAUAACAGCAGAUCAGGUUUCACAAAGGUCCAGGGGUAACAGUUAACAGGAGGCACACCACAGCCAUACCACAGAUUUUAUUGAAGAUGAUGAAAAAAUAACUGAGUCUUAUGUAAUAUCUUUUCUCAAAUGCAGCAUGUUGUUAAGAUUUUAGAGACUGAAGUGAACCUGUUACAUUUAAAGAUAGGUGGUAUACAUUGCACUCUAUAUUUACUGAUUCAAACAUUUUUUUAUUGCAAGAGUAUACAAUUAUGAUUUGCGAAAAACACUGUCAUUGUAUCAUAUAUUGUUUUCUGUGUUGUCUUGUCGAUUUGUAAGUUUUGUACAGCAUUACAGAUAAAAGGAGAAUAAUAUACAUGAACUUAGAAAUCAACGUUUUGGAAACAUGUGCAUGUUUGUGUUAAUUAUUUUAAGAAAGUUAUUUAUUUUGUUUGAUAUUGGUAUUACGCCCAAUAUGCAUGACCUUGAAGUGAGUAACAUUUAAGUCUACUAGUCCAUUUUAAAAUACCUGUUGAAAUGAUGUAAAACCAAAGAAAUUGCUGCCAUAUUACAGAAAUUGGUCUGUUACUUAUUUUAAGGUAGUUCUGCACGAUUGAUGAACUGGAAGUAGUUGGGGUAAAGUCAUUUAUCUGGAAAACGUAGAAUAAAGCCUGCAUACAGAAAUGAAAAUCAUUUAAACUGGCAAAUAAAUGUAUUACAGUGGCAGCGUUACUAUAUUUCUAAAGUUUGAAUAUUAAAUUAAAACAUCUGACACACUAAAUAAUUCCAAAAAAAUGUCUUAAAAUUAGCUUGAAUUGCUCGGAUCUCUUUAAUCAUGUGAAAAUAUCUCAAGAUCAAGCACACUGUCCAAUACAUUUUAUAUCUCCGUGUUAUAGGCCAUAUGUAAAUAUAUGACUGAAAAGUUUCAUUAAAAUCUUCGUAGCAGAAAAAAUGCUAUUCUUAAAAUUGUUAUCAAAAGUUUUGAAAAAUUGGGAUUAAAUCUAAUUUGGAUUUUAGGAAAAACAAUUAUCCAAAUGUGCAGAACUACCUGAAGAAAAAAAAACAGGGAAUACAUUUUACACAUAAAUUAAAAAUGGCAUUUCUGUGUCUGGUAUACAUGCAGAUAAUAGCUAAGGAUAAAAAGUAAGAAUAAACCAUAUAAUCUUGUAGGAAGCAAGGUUUUUAAUAGGGAGUAACAAUAAUAUUCAGUUGGUCAGUUUACAAGAAAAUGAGCAUGUUCUAGAAUUUGAAUUUCAUUUUUCUGGACUUAGAUGUUGUAAGAUGAUAGUUGGCCAUGUUUGAUAAACAAAAGUUUUUGGUUUUUGUUACUUUUGAAAAUUAAUGAAUAUGUAUAAAAAGUAGGUUGCUAUGUCGUGGUUUUCUUGUAUGUUUGAAUAUGUACACGUACUGUGAGGGUAACUAGUCAGAUAAAUAUUUGAUAUUAGGGUAGGGACUAUUCUAGGAUUUCUUUACAUACUUUGAUUUUAGGUAAUGGACUUUAUUUGAGCACCUGUAAUAGAUUUUACAGAAUUUAUUCCUAGGAAUGAAACUUCUUAAUACUGACUGACAGCAAAUUUUAAUGAGUUUGUAGGGCCUAGGAAGAUAUUUUGUAAUUUUACAUGUAAAGUCAUCACUGAAAUUCGGACAAAGCAAAUUUUCUGCUAAAGUGCAAAUAUAGAAAUUUCAGUGACAUUUAUAUUUCACCAGUAGUGCCAGUUUGUAAGGUCAUACUGUUGGAACAUACAGGAAAAACUUGGACAAAAUUGGCCUGAUGAAAAAUGUUGGAGAAAACUAGAUUGAUAUUUUUGUUUCCCAAAAUAUUCCCAUUAGCAUAACCAAAGUCAGUAUCCCUAUGUUCUUGAACAUCUGUACAUGUUCUUGUAGCAAAAUGGUUCCAGUUGACGUAAUUAAUUGCUUUCUACAGGGCAGGAUACCAGAAUGCGACAAUUUGUUUCUUUUUCAGUUAUACUGGACCUUUGUUUAUAUAUCUGGAGAAUUUUUAUGGAAAUAGGAAAUAUCCAAUGUAUGUACCUUUUGAUAAUUCUGCUCCAGUGGUCCGAGCAGAGGUGCAUUUCCUUUCAACACACUUUUAAACACUAAAAAUGCCAAUAGCUAAACAGCUUUUUUUUAUAACUACAUGUAUUAUAAAUACUGGGUAGAUUUGUUUUCAAAAGUACAUGGACAUUUGCUAUAUUUCGUAGCUUUUUAAUUUGAUAUCAGUGAUUUGUGAAAAUGAGGUUCUGCCUCUAUAAUAGACACUCGAAAUUUGGUCAGUUUUAUAUGAUUUAAUGGAAGUAAAACUAAAAUUCAGUAGUCCAGGAAUUGAUGAGUAGAAGGUCAAUGGAUUCAGAUUCUGUGUUCUGUUGUAACUUUUAGAUUUAAGCGCUGCAUCAUAUAAAGAUAUUGUUAAAGUCAAGGAAAUAAUUGCAUUCAUGUUAUGUGAAAAUCAAGUAUUGUUUUUGCAUUCUAGCUGUCAUUUAAAGUGUCAUUUGUUUUUAUUUUUGCCACUUUAUAAGCCGAGUGUAACUAGACAAGAGUAUACAUGUAGGCCCGGCCAGUGGGGGUGUUUGAGGGCAUGUUUCCCACAGAUGUUUUUCAUUUGAAAUGCGAAUAGGAGUGCUUUCUAACAUAACUGAAUAUGAAAAUAAAUACAAAUAAAAUUCAAGCAUGGUUUACAAUGUUAACUUCAAAUGAUACGUUUUGGUAAGUUUUACAUGAAGUUAAUGGUACAAGUUAGUAUGGAAUCCAGUAUGUGGGGAUGUUUGUAGCCACUUGCAGUGAAUAAGUUAGUACAUGUACAGAAUCCAGGAACACCUGUUAUGUUAAUUGAAAUACUGUUGAUAAAUAGUGUUUAACCCAAAACAAAGAAAGCAAGAACCCUAUAUUAAAGACUGAGCAGUGACAAGCAGCAGAUUAUGAUUUGUUGCAUAUUUUGUACAUUUUUUUUUCAUUUAUGUAUGUGUAAAUGUAUAUAUGUCGUGUUUGUAUAUUUAAAGAUUACCAGUUGUGUUUUAACAAUUGAAUAACUGUAAAAAUUACAGUCACUGACUCGUUUAAAACAAAACUACAAAUUGUUGAUUGGAAGUGCAUUACAUGUUUAUUAUCAUUUUAUUUCCACCAGGAGAUAUUUGGUAAAGCUGUAUUAUCAAAAAAAAAUUGUCUGAAAUAGACACACCUGAAUAAAGUUUACGCAUAUUUAUGUGUACUGUAUGUAAAAUGGCAAACAUAAGUGCAGAAUUUAAGUUGAAAUACAAUGUAACUUCCAUAUUCACAUAUUCUAUGUUGACAUUUAGCAUAUAUGAUUAUUUUUAUUGAUGUUCAUUUCACAUGAAAGAACAACAUCAUUUAGUUCUAUUUCAGUGAGCAUUUCAGUGCUGCAUUAUCAAUUUACUUUUAUCCAAAUAGAAUAGUACCAUUGUUAUGCAACUUUUUUCACAUUAAAUUUUAAUAAAUGUUAGCGUAUA
Molecule: messenger RNA, 5355 nt
Organism: Mercenaria mercenaria
Lineage: Eukaryota; Metazoa; Mollusca; Bivalvia; Venerida; Veneridae
Product: alpha-soluble NSF attachment protein-like
Exons: 8
Coding region: 105-980 (291 amino acids)
Biological process (GO): intracellular protein transport; SNARE complex disassembly
Cellular component (GO): vacuolar membrane; SNARE complex
Molecular function (GO): syntaxin binding; soluble NSF attachment protein activity
Source: RefSeq, a predicted model, not a curated record